This is a messenger RNA of Laetiporus sulphureus 93-53, 1038 nucleotides long. RefSeq names its product PROCN-domain-containing protein. The transcript is spliced from 5 exons. Gene Ontology annotation, cellular component: U5 snRNP; catalytic step 2 spliceosome. The record is from RefSeq and is a predicted model, not a curated record. The coding region runs from base 1 to 1038 and encodes 345 amino acids. Gene Ontology annotation, biological process: spliceosomal tri-snRNP complex assembly; mRNA splicing, via spliceosome. NCBI's taxonomy places the organism in Eukaryota, Fungi, Basidiomycota, Agaricomycetes, Polyporales, Laetiporaceae. Gene Ontology annotation, molecular function: U5 snRNA binding; U1 snRNA binding; pre-mRNA intronic binding.
AUGUUGCUUGCGAUGUGGAGGGAGAAGCGUGACCGUAGGCAUUUCAAGUGUAUGCAUUUGCUGCCAGUCGAUGAUGAGGAGCCUCCUCUCGACUAUGGCGACAAUGUCUUGGAUGUCAAUUUUCUCAAAUCUAUUCAGCUAGAGCUUGAUCAGGAGGAGGAUGCUGCCAUUUGCGAGUGGUUCUUCUACGAUACGAAACACCUUCUUGAUACUCCUCACUUCAACAAGCCAUCGUGCAACAAUUUGAGCUAUUUUUUCAACAAGAAGUCAUUCUUCACAGCAAAGGCUUUGAACAUGGCAAUCCCUGGUGGUCUGAAGUUUGAGCCAUUGUACUGGGAUAUGGACACGUUCGACGAAGAUUGGAAUGAGUUCGGUGAUAUCAAAAAGGUCAUCAUCCGUCAGCAUAUUCGGACAGAGUUCAAGGUCACCUUCUCUCACCUCUGCAACUCAUUACCACGCUCCGUGCACAUUUCCCCCUAUCACACACCGAAGAACGUAUACAUCCAUACCGAUGACCCCGGUCUGCCCGCUUUCUAUUUCGAUCCUCUCAUCAACCCAAUUUCUUCGUGGGUUAUGUCAAAGAACACACCAUUGGUAUUGCACGAGGACAUUAUCUUUGGCCCGAAUGAUGCGGAUGAUGAUGACUUCCAAUUACCAGAAGAGAUCGAGCCAUUUUUGAAGACAAACCACUGCCAAACGACAUCACUGCAGACACUAUCGCUCUCUGGACGCAUGCAGUGUGUGCAGGAUGUGCCACUCGUGAAGAACUGGUAUCUUGCACAUUGUCCGCCCAAUCAGCCGCUGAAGGUCUGCGUGUCAUAUCAGAAGUUACUCAAGUGCUCUGUCCUGAACGAGCCAAAGACACAGCCAGAGAAGACUACUCACCUUGAUUGGGUCGAGGCUGGUCUUCAGGUCUGCCGGCAAGGUUACAACAUGUUGAACCUCUUCAUUCACUGCAAGGACUUGAACUAUUUGCACUUGGAUUACAAUGUGAAUCCCAAGCCAGUGAAGACAUUCAUUGAUGAUCAAGGAGCGUAA